AUGAAGAUAGUGCCCGCGGAAAUCCACCGCGCGGCUGGUCCGUUUUGCUUCCCUCCCCACCCGCCCACACCCGACGUCCCUCGGCGUCCCGACGUUCCUCGGUGUAGCGGUGUAGCAGACAGGCACACGACGGCUUUCUCGUGUCUUUGAACUCCACCAUCCCACAGCUACGUAUUUCCGGGCCCCGCCAGCUGAUGAUGUAGAGUGCACGCGGUACCCCACGCGCCUUGAUGUUCGCUGCCCCCUUCCCGCUCUUGGUAGAAGGCAGCCACGGCCACUGCCGUGCUGCUGGGUGUGGCCAAAUACUCCAGCACUUCUCACACAACUCCCGUGAUACCCCGCCUAUCCAUCGGGGCCAGGAAGCACUUUUCUCCCCGCAUAUCCAUCGGGGCCAGCAAGAUUUUUCUGGUACCCUUCCCCGCACACACGACGGGUUGGGUUCGCGUGCCCCCUCCUACACGCUCCUUAAUGGGGAUAAACACAAGAGAGCACACACUACUCUCAAGUGUACACGAGUGUUCUCCACCCGUGUUCGCGGGCCACAUACCUUGCGGGUACAACCCGCGGGCAUUCCCGCUCCGGCCUUGUCUCCAGACCCGCCCCAGCAGACAUUGGUGUUGUAUACCUCCAGGCCAUCUCCCGGUCUUGUGUUCCUUCCAUGCUGCUGGGGUGCAGGCGGCAGAACUCCACCGCCUCCGCGUGCCCCCUCCUACACGCCCUUUUAAUGGGGACAAACCGAUAUAGCAACCGGCUCGGGAGUAGCGGAUACUCUCCUCUGCCCCCCCGACCCGCACCUGCGGGCGAGCGGCAGCCUCCGUGCUCCCGCUCUAUGGAGCCCCCGUUGGGACUCCUGGUGGACAUGCACUACACAGCAUCCCCACCGUCGACAGCAUCCUCUUGGCGCCGCCUAACUUCGUCCGACCCCUCCUGAGUGGAUAAGUCGGUCGCUGGGACACUUUCGCUAGUGCCCCCAGCGGUAGCAACUCUGCUGUGCAACAGCUCUGCCACAACUUCUACAACAGACGGAGAGAGUUGGUGUACUGGAAUGCACCAAACACACCUUCAGCAGGGACCUCAACAGCCCGCACCAGGGCGCCAUCCACGUCCGGCCUACUGCUGCUCUCUCCUCCCGCAGUGUCGCCCUCCCUGACGACCACGCAGCUCUUGGUGGCUGCUCGGUGGAACACACAAAUCCCGCCGCACCUGCCGUGCCUCUCGCAGCACGGCCCGACUAAUCCUGGCCUCGCCCACCCGACUUGGCCUGCAGAAGCGAUGGCAGCCUGCCCAUCAUCUCCUACACCCCUGGUUCUCGCCUCAACUCGAAACCCUAGUCAAAACUUGCGCGUCGUGUCACUCAGUAAUGUCCUUACCACGGUAUCACGCACAACGCUCCUGCUGCUGCUUCUCACCACAGCUGAACACUGAAGAUCAUCGGGCUCCUCCGGAGGAUGCAUUCUAGAAUGUUGGUAUGCCCUUGUUGUGUGACCUCCAGAGUCCAAAGAGUGUUGUUAACGGCAUGUAUUAUCGUAGGGGGACAUGAGGGAGAAGGAGGGAGGAAGAGUGCCAGGCCCAAAGCCAGUCGAAAAGGGGGCCCGCAACUCGUAUCUCAAGGUCUCUCCUAGCCG
Messenger RNA from Ectocarpus sp. CCAP 1310/34, 1625 nucleotides. Lineage: Eukaryota; Phaeophyceae; Ectocarpales; Ectocarpaceae. The record is from the annotation of a GenBank genome assembly.